AUGCCGGGCCCGGCCGCCGCCGCGGGGCACGUCCCGCACCGCAGCGCCGAGGGGCAGGCCCGGCCGGGGGCGGAGGGCGCGGGGCAGGGCGGGCGGCGGCGCAUCGUCUGGAGGAACGUGGUGCUGCUGGGCCUGCUGCACGCGGCCGCCCUGUACGCGCUGGCGCUGGUCCCCGCCGCGCGGCCGCUCACGCUGCUCUGGGCCUACUUCUGCUUCCUCCUGAACGCCCUGGGCGUGACAGCCGGUGCCCAUCGCUUGUGGAGCCACAGGUCCUACAAGGCCAAGCUGCCCCUGAGGAUAUUCCUGGCAGCUGCCAACUCCAUGGCUUUCCAGAAUGACAUCUUCGAGUGGGCCAGGGACCACCGAGUCCACCACAAGUACUCGGAGACCGACGCGGACCCUCACAACGCCCGCCGGGGCUUCUUCUUCUCCCACAUCGGGUGGCUGUUUGUGCGCAAACAUCAGGAUGUCAUUGAGAAGGGGAGAAAGCUUGACCUCACCGACCUGCUGGCGGAUCCUGUGGUCCGAUUCCAGAGAAAGUACUAUAAGAUCACCGUGGCGCUCAUGUGCUUCCUGAUCCCCACGAUGGUGCCCUGGUGCUUCUGGGGGGAGAGUCUGUGGAACUCCUACUUCUUGGCUUCCAUCCUGCGCUACACCAUCUCCCUCAACGUCACCUGGCUGGUCAACAGCGCUGCCCACAUGUACGGGAACCGGCCCUACGACAAGCACAUAAGCCCCCGGCAGAACCUGCUCGUCACUCUGGGUACCAUUGGUGAAGGCUUCCACAAUUACCACCACACCUUUCCCUUUGACUACUCUGCCAGUGAAUUCGGCUUAAAUUUCAACCCAACCACCUGGUUCAUUGACCUCAUGUGCUGGCUGGGGCUGGCCACUGACCGCAAACGGGCAACCAAGCCGAUGAUCGAGGCCCGGAAAGCCAGAACUGGAGAUGGGAGCUCGUGAACGUGGGGCCGCCCUCCGCUAUGUCUGCCAUCGACACCUGAGUUCAUGGCUCCUGUUACUGUAGUUCUGUUGGAUGUGGGUGGGGGUAGAGGGUAGGGAGGGAGCAGAAUCUAUGGGGUUUGGGAACUUUCUCUUUGUCUCAAAAUAAUGUCAACUGUCAAUGAAAAAAAUUUUGAUGUCACCGUAACUAUGAUUUAACAUUAGAGUGUAAGACGUGAUUUAGUCGCCGUAGCUACAGUACCUCAAACACACAUGGUCUCGUGCUUGACAGGAUGAAAGAGCUUAACACUGUCUCGGGGGGAUUCAGGAGAGCGUUAGUUUUCUUUUCUAGCAGGGAACCCAGUGCUGUUCUUAAAGCCAUCAUCCGAAGGAGCAGAGAGGCAGCGCGGAAGACAGAAGAGUGGGUCCGAGUGUCUAAGGAAUGUCUCUGUUUUGUAAUUACUGCGUGUGUGUACGUGUGGUGCUGCUGCUUAAGAGAGCGGAACACUUUUAAGAUGACAGCACGGGAAAGGGCUCUCACUCUCUCUUUUUCCCUGUUUGAGCUUAUUAAUGCUCCACUGUCUUCGCUCCAGAAGAGAUCUGCCUGGUGCCCAGCCUGCGUCGGGUCCCAAUCACGCCCAGCCCGUCCUACGCUUCGGUGCCCGUUUGGCUGUUUGGUUCUGUUAUAGAAUUAAGUUCAAAUCAAGGUCUCAUUUCAGUGUUAGACACCAGAUUCAUACUCUAAUUGGUCCCAGCCGCUGAGGCAAGUGCUUCCGCUUCUCCUGCUAAAUAAGCAUCUCCGUUUUCCACACCAAGCAUCAGACCUUAAUAACAACAGUUACCCAGAACUCAGCGUCUGCUAAUGUUUCCCCUGCAUGCGACCCUCAUUGAUUUUGCAGCAAAGCAUAAAGCGAUCAUCAUGUAGCUUUUGGAUUAAAAAAAUCUUCCGUGUGUUAAGUCGCCUGGUAAGGAGCAUGUUGAAUUAACGGGACAGCGUCUCCUUGUGUCGGUUGUCAGCGCAAAAGAAGGAUGUUGGAUCUCCUUGAGGAUAAAUCUUUUCAGGAAAGAUGUAGGGACUUAAAACUUUGGAGAAAAGAAGGGGUGCCAGUAGGAGAUCGUCAGAAUGAAGUUCUUCACCCAGCAGCUGUCGGACACUGUUGUCUUGCCAUUAAUAAUGUACGAACUACGAGCAACGCACAAUAAAUGAUUCUGAAUUCGC
Neogale vison (American mink) is the source of this 2161-nucleotide messenger RNA. It is a transcript of the gene SCD5, whose product is annotated as stearoyl-CoA desaturase 5. Gene Ontology annotation, molecular function: oxidoreductase activity, acting on paired donors, with oxidation of a pair of donors resulting in the reduction of molecular oxygen to two molecules of water. Lineage: Eukaryota; Metazoa; Chordata; Mammalia; Carnivora; Mustelidae. The transcript has 5 exons. The record is from RefSeq and is a predicted model, not a curated record. The coding region runs from base 1 to 963 and encodes 320 amino acids. Gene Ontology annotation, biological process: lipid metabolic process.